AUGGGCUGCCGGCGGCGGCCGUGGAUCUGCAACGACGACCAAGGAGGCUUCCCGAGGAUCCGGCGGCGCUGCUGCCGCAACCGCUGCGUCGACGUCUCCUCCGACGUGAACAACUGCGGGUUGUGCGGUAUUCGGUGCCCGUUCACCCGGCAGUGCUGCCGGGGGCUGUGCGUCAACACUAACCGGAACCCGUUCCACUGCGGGCGGUGUGACAAUCGAUGCCCGUUUCCGAGCUUGUGCUUCUUCGGGAUGUGCGGUUACGCUCAGCCUCUGCCGCCGUUCCCCUUCCCGUUUCCUCCCCGCCCCCGCCCCCGCCCGCCAAAACCCUUCCCGCCGCCGCGCCCGCCGCGGCCGUGGCCUUUUCCUCCGAGACAGCUGCCGCCGCGGCCUUGCCCGCCCAAGGGUGGGAGGAGGGAUCCUCCUCCUCCGGCGGCGGCGCGUGUGCAUGGGGAUUGA
This is a messenger RNA of Erythranthe guttata (spotted monkey flower), 456 nucleotides long. Lineage: Eukaryota; Viridiplantae; Streptophyta; Magnoliopsida; Lamiales; Phrymaceae. The record is from RefSeq and is a predicted model, not a curated record.